Solanum tuberosum (potato) is the source of this 2620-nucleotide messenger RNA. RefSeq names its product pentatricopeptide repeat-containing protein At4g21705, mitochondrial. The transcript has 2 exons. Gene Ontology annotation, molecular function: protein binding. Bases 136 to 1611 code for a protein of 491 amino acids. NCBI's taxonomy places the organism in Eukaryota, Viridiplantae, Streptophyta, Magnoliopsida, Solanales, Solanaceae. Gene Ontology annotation, cellular component: mitochondrion. The record is from RefSeq and is a predicted model, not a curated record.
UUGAAGGGUGAAUAUGCAAUUAAUGGAACUUCCUUUCGUUCUUCUCCCAAUCAGCUGAAACUUCUAAAACCCGCGUAAAACCUCCCUAAAGCCCUAAUUUGAGUGCUUCACAUUUUACCCAAAUUUCAUCUGAAAAUGCAAGUGAAUCGCCGGAUUUUCCAAGCCCUAACCGGAAUUACAAAUCGAUUUUACCAUUCUGACAAGCCGAAGAAAGUGUCACUCUACUCUAAAAUAAGUCCACUGGGAAAUCCUACCUGUACCGUAACCAAUGAGCUGGAUGAAUGGGUUUGCAAGGGCAAUAAAAUCCGAUUCGCGGAGAUGCAACGCAUAAUUCUUGAUCUUCGCAAACGCAAACGCUUCAGUCAGGCCCUGGAGGCUUCCGAGUGGUUGAAGAGUUCUGGUAUUUUCACUUUUUCAUCAACUGAGCAUGCAGUACAACUGGAUCUGAUUGGUAAGGUUCAUGGGUUUCCUGAUGCAGAAAGCUACUUCAAUAACUUGAGCAAAGAAGAUAAGAAUGAUAAGACAUAUGGUGCUCUUCUACAUUGUUAUGUUCGCCAGUGCCAAAUGGAAAAGGCAUUGACACAUCUGCGGAAGAUGGAGGAGGAGGGUGUUUCUCUAUCUUCUGUGGCCUUCAACGAUAUAAUGUCACUGUACACGAGAACUGGUGAGUAUGAAAGGAUCCCUGAAAUGCUACGCCAUAUGAAGGAAAUUGGGGUCUGUCCUGACAAUUUAAGUUAUAGAAUCUGUAUCAAUUCAUAUGGAGCAAGAUCAGAUAUUGAGGGGAUGGAGAGGGUCUUAAAUGAAAUGGAGAACCAAUCCUUCAUUGUCAUGGACUGGAACACCUAUGCUGCUGUGGCAAAUACAUAUGUUAAAGAAGGCCUAAAUGAUAAAGCAAACAGUUUCCUCAAGAAAGCGGAGGAGAAGAUAGAUAAUAAAGAAGGGAUCGGUUAUAAUUACCUCAUCUCUGUACAUUCUAAACUAGGAAACAAAGAUGAAGUCAUAAGAUUAUGGUUUCUUGAGAAGAGUGCUCUAAAGAGGUGCAUAAAUCGGGAUUAUAUAAAUAUGUUAGAAGCUCUAGUGAGACUUGAUUCGCUUGAAGAAGCGGAGCAGUUGCUCAAGGAGUGGGAGACAUCUGAUAACUGUUAUGAUAUCAGAGUACCAUACAUAGUCAUUAUAGGGUAUACGGAUAAACAGCUAUAUGAAAAGGCAGAGACCAUGCUUGAAGAUUUAUCUACAAAAGGGAAGAUACUAACACCAAAUGUUUGGGGAAGACUGGCAGCAGGGUACCUAGAUAAAGAUAAGUUUGAGAGGGGUGUGAAAUGCAUGAAAGUUGCUCUUUCCUUGAAGAAGGAUAGAAAAGGAUGGAAGCCUGACCCUAAGGUCAUCAUGAGAAUACUCAGUUUGUUUGCGGAGAAUGGCAAUGUGAAUGACGCUGAAUCAUUUUUUCAUUCACUGAGGCCCAUUGUCGCUGUAAACAGAGAGAUGUAUCAUGCCUUACUAAAAUCAUAUAUAGCAGAUGGUAAAGAAGUUGAAAGCCUUUUAAACAGUAUGAGAGAUGAUAACAUUGAUGAAAAUGAAGAAACAAAAGUGAUACUUGGAAUAAACCAAUGAGGUUCUAACAGUUAAAUGCUCUGUAGGAAUUUCCUCAAUUGUCAAUUCUAGAUAACUGUUUAGUCUAGUGAUGGACAUGUGUUUGUGUGUGAAAAACACAUUUGUGUGUCCAGGCUUGCCAUGUUCAUAACAGUUUAUGCCGAUCCUUUGUUGUUCCUCCUUCCAUCGUUCUUGCUUGGUUUUCUUCUCUUCAUAAUGUUGUCCAUUCCCUUGAAAAUCAUUGCCAAGUCUUCCUGACUUUCUUCAUCAUCAUGUAAUUCAUUUUCUAUUUCCUCAAAGAAGGUGUUGAAUACAACAUUUAAUCUCUUUCUUUCCCUUCCAUGCUUUUGAAGAUAAGUUUUCUCGUAAAUGAUAAGCUUGAUUCGAAGUUCAUCAUAUGACAUUUGAACCAGACUUUCAUAUUCAAUUGCAUCAACAAAAGGUUUCCACACUCUAGGCAAAAUCCUCAGAGUUUUUCUGACUUGUUCAUAAUUAGAGUAGGAAUGUCUUAAAGCCUCGAGAUCUCCAAGAAUUUUAUUAAUUCUCCCAAACAUGUCUUUAAUGGUUUCAUCUUCUUUCAUCGAGAAAGUCUCGUACUCAUGAAUUAAUUGAUACAUCCAGUCUUCCUUUAACUUCUCUGUACCUUCAUGUCUUAUCUCCAAUCUGUCCCAUACUUCCUUUGCAGUCUUACAACUAUCAAUCUUUCCAAACUCUUCCCAGCUCAAAGCGCAAUUAAGUAGGUGUUUAGCUCUAGCAUUGUGUUCGAUGACAUCCCUUUGUUCUCUGGUAUACUUAACUGUUUUUGGUUUAGUAGCAGAUGCCUCAUCUUCAUGUUCCUUUCCUUCCUCAUCACCAGGAAUUGGAAGUGGUCCGUUCUGUAUGAUUAGCCAUGAUUGAUAGUCAACUGAUUGCACAUACGCUCUCAUUCUAGCCUUCCAAUGGCGAUAAUUUUUUCCAUCGAAGUAUGGUGGCCUCGAAUCUUCUGGUUGAACGUAUUCCUCUGCAAAUUGAUGACUGGCCAUUGGUCUUU